This is a messenger RNA of Enterobius vermicularis (human pinworm), 10452 nucleotides long. NCBI's taxonomy places the organism in Eukaryota, Metazoa, Nematoda, Chromadorea, Rhabditida, Oxyuridae. The record is from the annotation of a GenBank genome assembly.
GGCCGUUGUAAUUCGACAUGCAAUCAUCGUGGAGCAUGUCUUUUCGACGGAGUUCGCGGUCAAUGCUAUUGUAAUGCUGGUUACCAUGGUCCAGAAUGUGAAAUCAAAGAUUUUAACGAAUGUGAAGAUAAGCCAUGCCAUUGGUUAGCACAUUGUCAAAAUACACUUUCUUCUUACUACUGCACCUGUUUCCCCGGUUUUCAAGGAAACGGACACGAAUGUUCUGAUAUUGACGAAUGCGAAUUGGGUAUUGCUCAGUGUCCUGAGCAUUCUGUUUGCGUAAAUUUACCCGGAACUUACUUUUGUAACUGUACAGAAGGAUUCCAACAAUUGGGUUUACCAGCGGAACGUUGUGCAGACAUUGACGAAUGUGAGCAAGGAUUGCAUAACUGUCCGGGAAAUCUGAUAUGUCAAAAUAAAGUGAGUUACACUUACUGUUUAUUAUCCGCCUCAAAAAACCAAAAUGGCUUAUGCGUUGAUAUUGAUGAAUGUACCGAAAAAACAAAUGCCUGUGAUAAGAGGGCAACCUGUUCCAAUACACUUGGUGGUUACGAAUGCAGAUGUGAUGAAGGAUUUGCAGGCGAUGGCCAAACAUGUUCGCCCAAAUACGAUUGCAGUCAACAGGAAGGUAUCUGCGAUCGCCAUGCAUUUUGUCUUGGAUCAUUACGGAUGUGUAUUUGCCAUUCCGGAUAUGUCGGGGACGGUUUAAACUGUUACGAUAUCGAUGAAUGUGAGAGUAAAGAUAAUUUGUGCAAAGAAAGCUCAUCUGAACGUUGUGUAAAUCUUGAUGGAGGAUACGUCUGUUGUGCCAGUAACACAACUGAUGCUCAGUGCAUACGAGACAAAGGUGUUUUUUGUUCGGGAGGCUGUGGAAGAAAUGCUAUUUGCUAUAAUGAGACCUGUAGAUGUAUGGAAGGCUACAAAGGAGAUCCAAAAGUAAAAUGCGUAGACAUCAAUGAAUGUGAAAAUGACAAACAGUGCCCAGGAGUUGGAGAAUGGUGUGUGAAUUUAAAAGGUGGCUAUACGUGUUGCGGUUCUGAAUCCAAGAAUACAGAAUGUUUCGCAAAAAGUUUAAUUAAUGUACAGGAAAAGAGGGGUAGUGGAAGUGUACAAAGAAGUGAAGGAAGCUCACGCGAAUCAUCGUCCGGUGGUUUCAUUAAGAAAAAUGAUAAUUUGGGCCUAGGAUUUUUAGUUAGCCUACCAUGCGAUAAAGGUUGUCCAACCGAUUCACAUUGUAAUGGUGACUUAUGCCAAUGCAACGAAGGGUUUGUAGGGAAUCCUGUCAAGGGAUGUGAAGAUAUCAAUGAAUGUGAAAGAAACCCAUGCAGAAAUUCAGAUGAAAAAUGUAUCAAUACCCGUGGUAGUUUCUUAUGCUGUGCACCAGACUCUAAUAAACCUUACUGCACUGAAGCUCAAAGUACAGGUACUGGAGGUGAGUUUGACUUUCAUACAAACUCAGAAAAUAGAAGUGAAGCGGGGUCAUGGACUAUUAAAACGGUUGGAGAAUGGAAAAAUUCAUCUGGUGGAGCUCUGAUUAUUGGCAGGAAAAAGAUGAACGACAGGGAGAAAGAAGAUGAAACCACUACUACAGAACAAGAAGAAGAAGGCGAUUACGAAGGGGGCAAUCAACAACUUGGUUUAGAGAUUUCCAAUGGUGGCUUUGUUGGCGGUAAAAGCGGUGGUUAUAAAAUUGAAGUUAUUAAUGGAAUUUUGCAGACAACUCCAGGUGCAGACAAACCCGGCAUAGAUAUUUAUCCGGAAGAUUCAACUUUGUCAGUCGCCGAUGAAGAAAAAGCAAUAGGAAAAAGACCUCAAAAUGAAACGACCACUACAACAGUCAGCCCUAUGGGCAUCACCACCAGCGAUGUUCUAGGAAAAAUUGGAAAUUCGAAAGCAGGUGAACAAGGAGAGAACAGAGAAAGUUCUGGCAGUACGGCAAAAUCAAAAAAUGCAGAAACAGAAACUUCGAAACUUAACAGGCCUCACAUUGUGGCUGGUGAUACUAAGGAAGCCAUUAUACCAAAGAAAGAACAUCAUACUCCAAAAGCGGUAAAAGUUUCUGGAGAUGUUACACAGUUGGAAAGCUAUAACGAAACUUCAGCUGCUCACAGCCCUGGAACAAAUGGAAGUGCCAGUCAACCAAUCCCUAAAGAGUGCCUCUAUUAUCUUGAGAAGACAACCACGACUACAACCACGCAAAAACCAAACUGUGUUAAUGUAGAAUCGACUGGGUCAGCAGGUGAAAAAUUGGUAAAUACGGCAGAAAUCCGGUCAUCAACGGAAGCGCCUAAAGACAGUCAGCAAACAAUUACUGGCACACAAGAAAAAAACGAAGGAAGUACGUCAGAAUAUAGCACUUCUGUACCUGUAGUACAAGACAAGUCGAUGUCAUUUAGUAAACCAGCAACUUCUGAGCUUACAAAUACUGAAACAACAUUAAAAUCGGACCUCAGAGUAACUUCUGAUAAUCCCAGUAUAACAACCACAAUCGUACCAUCUUCUGCCGGUGUAACAUUAACCAGUGAGAAUAGUUCAGAAGAAAGCACAACCCAAAAGUCUAUAAAUCUUGAAAAUGAACCUACUGAAAAAACAGCUACUAAAUACUUCUCAGCGUCAGAGAGCGAGCGCAAGAGCACAAGUCCUGGUGAAGAAUCAUUUACUAAAACUACCACAAUCUUUCAGAAAACGUCGGCUACUCUAUUCCCGACAACGCAGGGGAGGCUUGUGGAUAACACAGAAACUGUAACCCCGAACAUACUAGUCAGUCCGGAAGCAGUUAAAAACACAGGUCCCGCAGAAACUCACUCCGAAUCAACUAUAGGUCCAUUAAUUUCAACUGAACUUUCUACUACUAGCUACGUCAGAGAGCCAAUUACUGAGACUAACAGCGCUUCUACAGCAAAUAAGCUAGAACCGUUCUUGACUGCUGGUAACACACAUUUAAAACUGACCACGAUGGCGUAUACUACAGAAGGACUGAGUCAAAACGAAAACCACCGUGAGCCAGAAAAUCUUUUACCUACAAUGAAAACAAUUUCAGUAGGCACAGAGGAAAGGAAAGAGUCAACAACGCCAUUUGAUAGAAAAGAAGAUUUGUCUUCUGAAGUUACAGGAAACAAACAUGAGAACGGGUUUACCAAUUCGCCCCGUCAAGAAACGAAGGAAUCUGCUUGGGAUGGGACUACAGCACAGGGAGAGGUAGCUAGAACAAAACCAAUAACCAACACUGCCUCAAAACCUCCAGAUCUCAGCGCAUUUACUGCGCCGUCACAGCCAACACAGAAAGAAGUGAUUGUAACACAAGAAGUUACAACAACUUUAGCGAGUGAAAAUGCAAGUAGGGAACGAAUUACAGCCACAACAGAGUCAAUAACAGGUAGUGGUCCCACUUCAGUAUAUGAUGAGUCUGGAAAGAAAAAAAUCCAAACCACAUCCAGUGGCGAUACAAAUUUAAAGACUUCAACCUUGUCUAGCGUUACAAUUGCUGGUGAACCGCAAAGUCUCUCAACCGAAAAAACGCGGGUGGAGUCAACUUUCUACAGCACGACAGGCGAAACAAUAACUUCGCUAGUUACAGAAAGGCCGGAAAUUGAACAUACAGUACCAAAAAGUACAGAAGACUUAACAGACGAAUAUCCUGAGGUCACAUCUUCCACAGAACCCACUUCAUCGGGCGAAGUUACAUCUGUAAAUGAGCAGGUGGCAAAAACGGGCCUUUCUGAAAUCACAGCUAUACAGCCCGGAUAUUCUUCCCCUCCUCAGCGAAUGGAAACUAUGCCAAAUGACAAAGAAGAGAAUGUAGAAAAGACACAUGAAUAUACCCUUUCUACUUACCCCGCUUCAUCUUCUGAAAGUUCAGCUGAAAAUGAUCGGACAAAAUCUGUCUCUGAAAAAUCAACGACUCUACCUACUUCAGAUAGACCUGCAGGAACUGACGAGCAAGCAGUAUUUUCAUCGGGCAGUGAAGGAAGCACAAGCCCAUCAGUAUACUCUCCAUCAUUGCCAACAGAAAACCCAGAAACCACUUUUUAUCGACAACCGUCUGAAACGGUUGGGGAACUUGUAGGAGAUGGAACCAGAAAUUCAGAAGUUGAAAAUACAACGCGAAAAGAAGGCUUAUCUGGCGGAGAAGAAACAAUACCUGACAGAACUACUCUGGUAAGUGAAAAAGAAGAGACUAAAGUGCAAGAGGUAUCAACAUAUUCAACGGCUACGGGGUCGCCAUUAGCGGAAAUAACUAGACACCCAGAGGUCACAUCAAAGAUGCGCACCGAAGAAUCGUACACAGUCAGGCGUGAUGAGGGGACUGAAGGGGAGGGAACAGUAGAAAGUCUGGAAUAUAGUAGGGGAUCAACAACCGCAUCAGCCACUCAUCACGAAACUCAAGUGAUGGACAAACAACAAAAUACGACUGGGGAACUCUCCACUCCAGAGAAACUGCCUGAGCAGAAAGGUCUUGUAACUGCAGGAUCUGUACUUGAACAGGAUAAAAUGACCACAUUAUCGGCAACCACCGAAACGUCAGUAAUAGAGAAAACUCUUGAGGCACAAGCAACGCGCGGCGGCGUAACUGACGAACUGCUUACACCAGAACAAACGUUCACCACCCUGUUUGGCCAAACAUCUGAAAAUUUGAAAUCUGAAACAAGGGAAGCAACACCACUGCCGGCUUCGAAAACAGUUUCAAUUACAGAAAAAGGUGAAGUCGCAGGAAAUACAGUUGAAACUACUCAGCAUGGAGCGGAAAAAACAACCCCAUCACAAACGAUUGAGAAAGUGGCAACGCCCACAACUGAAGUCCCAGAAAUCGCAAUCGGAACUUCUCAAUUUGGAACAGAAAUGACCCCAAAACAAACGUUUGGGGUGUCUGCGACAGUUAAGCCAGCAGCCUCAGAAACUACAACUGAAUCUUCUCAAUUUAAAACUUCAGAAACUACGGUUGAAAGCUCUCAUCCUGAAGCAGAAAACACAAAGUUACCAGAAAUUCUUGAGGAAAUGACUGCUACAACGAAACUGGAAGCUUCAGGAACUUCAGUUGAAUCUUCCCAACCUGAAGCAAAGAAAAUAACUUCGUCGCAAGUGUCUGAAUUUUCUGGAACAACCGAGCUAGAAACCUCGGGAACUACGGUUGGGAUUCAUCAUCCUGAAGCAGAAGAAAAAACUUUACCACGAGUGCCUGAGGUGUCUAUGACAGUUACGCCGGAAGCUACAGAAACUCCAGUCGGAACUUCACAGCCUGAAGCAGAGAAAACUACUCCACCGCAACUGCCUGAAUUGUCUGUAACAGUUACACCAGAAGUUCCAGAAAGUACAGUCAGGACCUCUUCACCUGCAGCUCCAGAAACUUCAAUCGGAAUUUCACAAACGGAAUCAGAAGAAACUACUCCACUUCAAUUUACUGAGAUAUCUAUAACAGCCAAAUCAGAAGUUUCGGAAGCCACAGUCAGAACCUCCGCACCUGCAACUUCAGAAACUACAACGGGAAUCUCUCAGCCUGAAUUAGAAGAAACUACUUCACCACUACUGUCUAAGCUGUCUGUGACAGUUACGCCGGAAGUUCCAGAAACUACAAUCGGGACCUCUUCACCUGCAGCUCCAGAAACUACGGUCGAAAUUUCAAAACCUGAAGCAGAAGAAACUACUCCACCUCAAUUUACUGACAUACCUGUAACAGCUAAAUCAGAAGUUCCAGAAAAUACAGUUGGAACUUCCUCAUCUGCAGCUUUAGAAACUACAAUAGGGAUUACUGAACCUGAAGCAGAAAAAACUACUUUACCACAAUUUUCUGAAGUACCUGUAACAGGUAAGUCUGCAGUCCCAGAAAGUACAGUUGGAAUUUCUCAACCUGAAGUAGAAAAAACGAUUCCAUUAGACGUUUUCAAAGAAGCAUCAACAACAACUAGUCCUGAAGCUCCAGACAUUAUAGUCAGAACUUCUGAAAAUCAAGUGGAAGAAACAACCCUUUCUCCAACGUCUGAGAAGACGUCAGUUACCGAAGAAGCUGCUGGGCCGGACACGACAGUCAAGUUAGAAACUGAGGAGUUGUUUGCUUCUGGAAGCCAAUCACCUUUUGGAGUUAGCUCGACUGGUUCAACUGAAGAACCUGGAAAACUUAUAACAGCUACCCAACCGGCAUCUUCCGUAAAUAUAAAGUCAACUGUUCCAACUGUCAAGACAAUUCCAACCUACGAUGAACGCUCCGGAGCACAUGAGACUUCUCUGCCUGGUCGAAUUACUGAGGACCAACAAUCUCAACGUACAGAUAGCAGAUCUACCGUUCCUGCUACAGAAACUCUUUUUGUUCCAAUAGAUUCAGAAAAAUCACCUGAUUCAGGUUACAAGCCGGACCAGUUGCCCGGGACUAGUAAAACGUCUGGUAACUGUUCAACACCUACUGAAGGUGCGAGUGAACGCUCUACAGCACCUGUACCUGUAGCAACAGUACCUUCAAUGCAAAGCAAUACUUCGACAACCGGCAUUACUAGAGGCGUUGAGCAAGAGGUCACGUUGCCUAACAAGAAUACUGAAGGAACUACACUUGAGGAAGCCGCUCUACCAACAACAACAACUAUAGACCAGGGACUUCUGGUAGGAUCACUCGAGCCGAGAAUUACUUCGCAAGGCAACACUUCUGCCACGGUUUACAGUAGUCAGACGGCCAAUGGAAGUCGAUGCUACAGCAGCGACGAAUGCACACAAGAUGCUUAUUGUGAAAGACGUUCAGGAGUCUGUCGCUGUUACCCGGGUUUUGUUGGUGCUCCACCACAAGUACCUUGUAUUGAUGUUGAUGAAUGCGCGCGACGUCUCGAUAGCUGCGACCCAACAUCGCGUUGUUGGAACUUUGUUGGAGGAUACACAUGCCUCUGCAAUAUAGGUUAUAGGAAGUUAUCGAACGGAAAGUGUAUUGACAUCGAUGAGUGUAUGGAAAGAAGAAAUGACCUGUGCCAUCCAGACGCUUUUUGUACAAAUCUCCCCGGUUCAUAUAUUUGCAAAUGCAAAGCAGGGGAUGGCUAUACGUGUAUUCCGGUGGAGAAACGACACUGUACACCAAGUGAGCUGGAGAAGUAUGACUGCGGGCGAAAUCAUUUGUGUUUGGUAAAUGCUACUGGACAUGGUGAUUGUGAUACCUGUAAGAAGGGCUACGAAAUGAAGCAUGGUGUAUGCUCAGACAUUGAUGAAUGCAGCAAUCGGAAACUGAAUGCUUGUCAUGAUUUUGCGUUCUGUAGCAACAUUAUGGGAUCUUACACGUGUCAAUGUCGGGAUGGAUUUCGUGGUGAUGGCUUUUUAUGCACUGAUAUUGAUGAAUGCCAGCAAAACCCUUGCCAUCCCCAGGCAUCCUGUAUUAACACACCCGGUUCUUAUAUGUGCAAGUGCCCGUCUGGUUGGACUGGAGACGGCGUUAAAAAUUGUAUCAAUUGGUUGGAUACGACUUGUGAGAAAAAAGAGAUAGCAUGCGGGAGAGCAAGCCAUACUUCAUGUCUUUCUGUUCGUAUGGAUAAGCUGGUUUCAGUGUGUGAAUGUGACGCUAACUUCCGGUAUAAUGCGGAAAAAAACACUUGCGAAGAUAUUGACGAAUGCUCUGAAAAUCGACAUAACUGUGAUCCGUCAAAUUCGAUUUGCGUCAAUACAGUCGGUGGCUUUUACUGCGAAUGCGCUCCAGGGUAUGAAGGUGUUGGUGGUGUUUGCGUAGACGUUGACGAGUGCUCGAGAGAUCUUGGUGGUUGUUGCAUUACAGCCAACUGCGAAAAUCACAUUGGAAGUGUUGGUUGUAAAUGUGCUAUUGGUUUUAUUGGCAAUGGUGUUGAGUGUAGACUUAUUUUCCCGAUUUCUCCUACAAGAGUUGGUUGUAAUGAAGAAUGGACCAAGCUCUGCUACAGCCAAAAUAAAACCUGCCAUGUUGACGACGAGGAAAUACCACAAUGUGGCUCGUGUUUGGUGGGUCACCAACCUUUGAAUGGCAAAUGCUUGCCUCUAAGCGGUUUGGGUAACUGUGCCGAUCCACAGAAGAAUGAUUGUGACUCUAAUGCUGAAUGUGUUGAUUUGCAUCCAGGACGCCAUUACUGUGUCUGUAAAGUAGGGUAUAUUGGAGAUGGCAGACACUGUGAUGGUCCAAAUUGCCAUUUGGACGUAUCAAUGUGUCACAAAAAUGCUUACUGUAAGAUCGACGGGAAAUGCCACUGCAAUGACGGUUACGAAGGAGAUGGUAUUACCAGUUGUAAAUGUACGGUUUUUCUAGAUAAUGAACUGAAAUAUCUUCCUAUUUACACAACCGGAAAUGAAAAAACGGAUUCUAACCAAUCCGGAGUUGGUAUUCCUGGUACUGAGACAAAUUUACCGACUGAUCAAAAAAGUUCCAAACACACGCUCAUUGAAGGCGCUAAUUGUACAACAAAUGCUACCGCAGUUGGCAAAACGUAUUCGGGAAGUACUGUAGAAUCAUCCUCUGGAAAACCAUCACAGUAUACAUCUGUUACAGUAGAACCAGAUGUGCUGCAAGGCGUGAACUUGAAACCUACAGAAAAGAAUGACACAUCAAAGUCACAGUCGAGUGUUAUUCAGAGAUGCACUGCAACCGAUCACUCUCCAUGCCACAUAUUAGCUCACUGCGAUAUCCCAUCUGGAUUGUGUGUCUGUAAACCAGGUUAUUAUGGAGAUGGUUACUUCACAUGCACGAAGGAUUGGCAAGACUGUACUAUCGACAGUACAAUCUGCGAUAUGCGCGCUAUUUGUGAUCUCAGCACUCGAAGAUGUCGAUGUAUUGAGGGUUAUAUCGGUGACGGAGUUGCUUGUGAACCUGAUGCCUUGGACUGUAUGCUGAGGCAAAAUCUGUGCAGCGACAAUGCAAACUGUAUUGGAAGGCGAUGUAUUUGUGCUGAAGGAUUUACAGGCGACGGAACUUCAUGUUUUCCAAUGAAGAAUGUGACGGACUGUUCUUUAUGUGACGCAAAUGCUGACUGUGUGGACGGUGUUUGCCAAUGCCUACCAGGCUACCUAGGGAAUGGAGCAAAAUGUAUCGCCGACUCAAAUGACUGUAUUCGUUUCCCUGGAAUCUGUCAUCGAAAUGGAGAAUGUGAUAAACAGGAGCGUCGUUGUAAAUGCCUACCAGGUUUUCGAGGGGAUGGUAUUGAUUGUUCCCAAUCACAGAGUUGUCUUCAGAAUAAGAAUGUUUGCCAUGAGAACGCUGAAUGCCUCUCAACUGGAGUGUGUCAGUGCAAACGUGGUUUCAUUGGUGACGGUACUUUCUGCAAUGCAGCUAUUCUUGUAAGUUCAGAGGGAGGUAAUGCAUAUCCUAAGUCAGGAAAUUCGGAGUGUAAGGAUAAAUGUGGUUCAAAUUCUGUUUGUUAUAACGGAAGCUGUAUUUGUUCGCCUGGGUAUCAUAAGGAUAAAGCGAACGUUUGUGUUGAUGUGGAUGAAUGCGCUCUUGGUGGUUAUUGCAACCCCUCUGCCAAAUGUGUUAAUCUUCCCGGUUCCUAUUACUGUCUCUGCGCUCAUGCAAAUGGCGAGAAAAACUGCAGCGCUGAAGCGAUAAGUUUUGGCGGCAUGAAAGUUGAUUGUGGUACCGAUGGAAUGACUCUGUUCUUGGAGGCCGAUAUGGCGCGCGUUGAUGGUCGCAUAUUUGUUAGGGGACAAACAGAAAACCCAUUUUGUUCAAAAAAACUGAGUCCUCUUUUGAACUCGUCGGAUUCUACAUUUAAAGUUCUUUAUUCGCAUUGCAACGUUCGCUACGAGGAACCGAACACCUUCUCGGUUACAGUAGUAAUCCAGCGUCACCCGAUGUUUAUCACUCAUUCUGCAGAGGCAUAUGAAUUAAAAUGUUCAUAUCCAGUUGGAACUCUACAGGCAAGCAGCAAUCUGAAUGUUUCUGAAUUAGCAACUUCAAAUUCGAUUGUUGAACAUGGGUCGGGUGCCACUUGCGAGUUAACAGUCACGAACGAGAAUAACGUUGUUAUCGAUACUGCGUCUGUUGGACAAAUUCUUCGCCUGGCUCUUUCUGUAAAACCGAACGACACUUAUGGCAUUCUUCCUCGAAACUGUUAUGCUGUUAAUCUUGAGACUGGUGAACGUUAUUCUCUAACUGACAAAGCUGGAUGCUCGGUUGACACGCAGUUGUUUCCGGAGUGGACCUAUGAGAAUUCGUCACUUACAACUGUCACUUUUAAAACCUUUAAGUGGCCUGAUAGUUCAAUGAUAAGAUUCCAGUGUGACUGUUCUGCAUGCGUUGGGCCGUGUCCAAAAGUGAACUGCGGUCGCCGACGUGAAGCUAUCUUGCGUAGAUUUAGGUUUAGGUAUAUACGUAACACAAAAGACGAUUCAGAAUAUGAUGACGACAUUCAUGGUUUAGUUAUAAAUAAAGAAGCUGGAGCUUUCUCACCACCUCUUCAUAUUGAUGAGGAUGAAGAGGAAAAGUUGGCAGAAAAGGAAAUGGAUAACUGGAAAUAUCAAGGUGGUUGA